GGGUCUCAAAGGGGGUCUCUCUCAAAGAAAGUAUUGAAUAGGAAAUAGAUUUUUUAUUAGCAGAGCCUUUAAUAUCUCAUAGACAUAGAGAGGAUAUCUGUUGGUAUACAAGGUGGUUUGGGAUUAUAUGACCUUUAGUGCAAAGUUGUUAUUUAGAGUUUUAGUGUGCUUGGAGUGAACCCUUAUGUGUGACGGAUGGUCCUUUCUUGCCAAUGCCACACCUCACUGGGAUUCAUUAUAAAUAUAAUUUGAGUUGUAAGUAGGGGAAGGUUACGUAGGCAAGAGUUUGUGACAAACACGAGGGACUUGGGGACUAGACCAUCUACACCGAGCAGGACACACAACACACAAACCUUAAGAUGGGAGACACCGUCCAGUUAAAAGAUGAAGGAAACAAACACUUUCAAGCAGGAGAGAUCGACAAGGCCAUUGAAUGCUACACUAAAGCCGUCAAGGGGUGCAAAGACCAAAAAGUGCUUGCUGUCAUAUACAGGAACAGAUCUGCAUGCUACUUAAAACAGGAAAACUAUACAAAUGCAGCAUCUGAUGCAUCUAAAGCAAUUGAUGUUGAUGCAGCAGAUAUUAAAGCUUUGUACCGGCGUUGCCAAGCUCUGGAGAAGCUUGGUAAACUUGACAUGGCUUUUAAGGACGUGCAGAGAUGCGCCACCCUCGAACCAAAGAACAAGACCUUUCUGGAGACUCUACGCAGGCUUGGAGCUGAUAUCCAGGCCAAGCUUAAGACAACAUUUUCCACCGAUUCAAGGGUUCAGAACAUGUUUGACAUUCUCUUCGAUGAAGAAAUGGACAAGGAUAAGAAGGAAAAAGCUGCAAACAACCUGAUUGUGCUGUCCAGAGAGGAUGCAGGAGCAGAACGAAUCUUCCAGAAUAACGGAGUGUCUCUGCUGCUCACCAUGAUAGAGACAGGAAAAUCAGAGAUGGUCCUGGCUGCUGUUCGCACACUGUCAGGCAUGUGCACAGGACACAAAGCUCGGGCCAUGGCCAUUGUUAACAUGGUGGGUGUUGAUAAAAUGUGCAGCAUCAUGGCUGUUGACAAUGAGGAGAUUGCACUUGCAACCUGCAACCUAUUCCAGUGCAUCAAUGACUCCCUCACUGGUGGAGAUAAAAGGGAUUAUGGAAAAGAAGAGGCCUUGGUUUUGGAUGCAUCGAAAGACCUGAAAACUAUUCUCCUAUCUCUGCUGGAGAUGGUUGCCAGUAAGAAGGUGUCUGGCCAUGGCAGAGACCAGGCGCUGAACCUCCUGAGCAAAAAUGUACCUCGCAAAAACAAAAAAGAGGCAGACCACUCCAGGACCCUAUUCACUAUUGACAACGGUCUGAAGAAGAUCCUCAAGGUGUGUGGUCAGAUUCCUGAACUGCCAGACCAGCUGCCCUUAACAGACAACACACAGCUGAUUGCUAGUGUGCUCCUCACCAAGAUCUAUGACGACCUCAAAUGUGACCCAGAGAGAAACAACUUCAGGGACAUCUGCGAUGGAUAUAUAAAAGCCAAGAUUGACCCCAAUAAUAUGGACAGCACCAUUCAUGCAAUCAAUACCAUCUCGGGUCUGCUUCAGGGUCCCUUUGACGUGGGCAAUGCUCUGGUUGGACAUCAGGGCAUAAUGGAGAUGAUGGUGGCGUUAUGUGCCUCUGAACGGGAGGUGGACCAGAUGGUUGCUGUGGAGGCUCUGAUCCACUCCUCCACCAAGAUGAGCCGUGCCAGCUUCAUCAUCACCAAUGGUGUGUCACUGCUGAAGGACAUCUACAAAAAGACCAAGAAUGAGAAGAUUAAGAUACGUGCGCUGGUGGGUCUCUGUAAAUUGGGUUCAGCUGGAGGUGAUGAUUACAGUUUAAGGCAGUUUGCUGAAGGCUCCACAGAGAAACUCGCCAAGCAGUGCAGAAAGUGGCUUUGUAAUCCCCAGAUUGAUAACAAAACAAGGAAUUGGGCGAUAGAGGGUCUUGCUUAUUUGACUAAUGAUGCGGAUGUGAAAGAUGACUUCGUUGAGGAUGAGCCUGCCCUGAAAGCUAUGUUUGAACUGGCCAAGUCUAAGGACAAGACAAUCUUAUAUGCAGUAGCGUGCACCCUGGUUAACUGCACCAACAGCUAUGACAAGAAGGAAAUCAUCCCUGAGCUGGUUCAACUGGCCAAGUUCUCAAAGCAACAUGUGCCUGAACAACACCCCAAGGACAAGAAGGAUUUUAUUGAUAGGAGAGUGAAAAGGCUGCUGAAGGCUGGAGUCAUCUCAGCUCUUGCUGUCAUGGUCAAAGCAGACAACUCCAUCCUGACUGAUCAGACCAAGGAGAUGCUGGCAAGGGUUUUCUUGGCAUUGUCAGAGGAUCCUAAGGACCGUGGAAUAAUUGUCGCCCAAGGUGGGGGGAAGGCUUUAAUACCACUUGCUCUGGAAGGCACAGAAGUGGGGAAGGUGAAGGCCUGCCAUGCCCUUGCCAAGAUUGCAUCCAUUUCCAACCCUGAAAUUGCGUUCCCCGGUGAGAGGGUGUAUGAGGUGGUGCGACCUUUAGUUAACCUCCUUCACACAGACAGAGAUGGAACACAGAACUACGAAGCUCUCAGAGGCCUUACCAACUUGGCUGGUUUUAGUGAAAAACUUCGGGUAAAGAUUGUGAAAGAGAACGCCCUGUCAGAUCUUGAGACCUACAUGUUUGAGGAGAACGAACAGAUCAGACAGGCUGCCACUGAGUGCAUGUGCAACCUUGUUACAUGUAAAAAAGUCCAAGAGCGUUACCUGGAGGAUGGCAAUGAUAGGUUGAAGCUGCUGGUGCUGCUUUGUGGCGAGGAUGACGAGAAACUCCAGGUAGCUGCAGCUGGAGCUCUGGCCAUGCUCACUGCUUCUGAGAAGAAGCUCUGCACCAAACUGACCGUGGUGACAACCCAGUGGAUGGAGAUCCUGCAGAGGUUGUGUCUGCACAGCAACUCUUGGAUAGCACACCGUGGCAUGGUGGUUGUCUUUAACAUGCUCAACUCAGAUGACAGUGAGCUGUCGAAGAAGCUGAUCGAGAGUGAGCUGCUGGAAAUCCUCUCAGUGAUCGGCAAAGCUGAGGACAACCCGAAGAGGCAGGAGACCAUCGAUGUUGCACGCGCGUGCCUUGUCAAAGCUAUGGAUCUUGGUCUCAUCAAACCUUUCAGCACCCCUUCUUAGAGUGCUGCUACAAGGAAACACCAAUGGACAAUUUUCUUUAUUUCCUCUGUUACAUAUAGUACAGACUUUUUUAUCUAAUGCUUUUCAACUUCAGAGAUAUUAAAGGAUUCAUCCAACCAUAUAACAUAAA
Molecule: messenger RNA, 3282 nt
Organism: Labrus mixtus (cuckoo wrasse)
Lineage: Eukaryota; Metazoa; Chordata; Actinopteri; Labriformes; Labridae
Gene: unc45b
Product: unc-45 myosin chaperone B
Exons: 20
Coding region: 360-3152 (930 amino acids)
Molecular function (GO): Hsp90 protein binding
Source: RefSeq, a predicted model, not a curated record